Messenger RNA from Vollenhovia emeryi, 2009 nucleotides. RefSeq lists its product as uncharacterized. Bases 120 to 2009 code for a protein of 629 amino acids. The transcript is spliced from 5 exons. Gene Ontology annotation, molecular function: protein binding. The record is from RefSeq and is a predicted model, not a curated record. Lineage: Eukaryota; Metazoa; Arthropoda; Insecta; Hymenoptera; Formicidae.
UUACACCCAACAUACAUAGCAUUUAGAUUUACAUUAUUUCUGCUAUAUUGUGCUACUAGUUAGGUGACACGUUACGCUUACACGUCUACCAGAUAAUAGAUUUUGCUCGGUUUUUUUACAUGAAUGUGGUAUCAAAUUACUUCCCUCAGAUUUUGGUGUAUAUAAUAUUUAAUGACAACUUGGCGAUAAAGUGCUGGCUAAUUCUUUACCGAGAUCAUAUUUCAUUUUUUUCAGAAAAUAUCAUGUCUUAUUACGUAUCAAAUUGGAAGAAUAGUAUAGAUACCAAAAGGGUAAAUGUAGAAGAGGAUCAUGUUGACUUUAUCCAUCAAUCACAUAUGCGCAAAAACGGACUUCAAGAUGAAGAGCUUCUACUUCUGGAGUCUCCGGAAAUAUAUUCCGAUAUUAAAAGACGAGAAAUUUCUUGUAAUUAUAAUAUAAAUGGAUUGCCUACUAUAUUUAUAGACUACAAGAUUGGAAAACGUGUACUCGUCGAAGACAGUUUCAGUAUUUCAAAAUCUUCAUACCUGCAAGAAACAGAUUAUAUUAAUUCAUCAGGUCGCCCAUACUUAGAGAACAUCCGUCAUAAUUGUGUUGAUUUCGAGUUUCAAGAAGCUGUAUAUCCAAUUAGGGUUUCUAUACAGCAAGAACUGAAUAGUUGGAUUCCUGAGAUAACAAUGGAAAUUUGGGCGCGAGAUUCUGAUCGGUGGUUUUUAUUAUGGAUUGGAGGAAUGCAGGUUCUUCGAAGUACACCACGACUGUUGUCCCCGGCUUUACGGGCCUGUGACUUUAAAACUAAAAUGCUCAGAUUAAUAUUUCCGUAUGACGCUAAGGGAAUACAGAUAGAUGCUGUAGAGCUCAUCGGAACAUCAGAAUUGAUUCAACCUAAAGAUCCUAAACAGACUUUGACCGAUCUAUUAAAAGAUAUUAAUUGCAGCUAUCCUGACCGUAAGGAUAUGCACAAUUUAACACCAGAUUACAAAAAUGCAAAUCUGGAUGUAUAUCAACUUAUGGAAAAAUUUUCCGACUAUUGUAUUAUUCGUAAAAAAAGCAAUUUACAUUUAAAUAAUGGAAAAUUGAAAGGCAUCACACCCUCUUCAAGUGAAUUCAAGAAGCAACCACGUUGUGAUUUUUCUAUGCUUCCUGAAGAGAUGAUACUAAAAAUACUGGAAUACUUAGAUUUAAGGUCAUUGUGCCUUAUGAGCCAAACGAACAAACGCUUCAAUCGAUUAACACGAGAUCCUUCGCUUUUUAAAUAUUUAAAUAUAGAAUAUUUGCGCAUGUAUAAGAAGUCUACCGAUGAUACUAUUGGUGGUUUGCAGUGUAAAAUUCUAUCUAGCUUGGAAUCCAGAUGUGAGCACUUACAACAGUUGAAGCUUGUAUUCUGCGACAUUACUAGUCCACGUUUCGUAAUGUUUCUUAGAACUUGUGGCUCGAAGUUAACGUUCUUGCGAUUAGCUUCUUGCAAGAUUGACAACGAUAUCCUCUAUGAAAUUGGAAAAACAUGCAAAAACUUGACAGGUACGAUUAUGAUUUUUAAAAAUAAAGUUAAAUUAUGUCUGACUAAUCAUAUACAUUUUUUAGUGUUAAAUUUGAGAAACUAUGAAUAUAAUAUGGGCGACGCUCUGGACGAAGGAUUGUUGUACCUCCAACAUCUAAAAUUUUUAGAAGAAUUAACCCUUGAACAUAUACUUAUAAGAGACGUUGAAACCCUUUGUACAAUACUGCAUGGAAAGCACCGAUUACAUUAUUUACAUUUGAAUGAAUAUUUUGGACUUCUAAAUAUAAAUGAAGUUUUAAUACAAUUACAAAAUAAAGCAUUGUUUUCAAACUUGGAAACAAUAAAAUUAUCGGGCCGUGCUAUUGAUUUGCGGGGUAUUGGUGCCCUAGCUGAGUUCAAGAAUUUACGAAUACUGAGCAUUAAGACAAGGUAUGCUAGAUUUUCUUUUACAUAUUAUUACAUUUUUUAUCGUAAUUUAUGUGUUUACUCUUGCAAGUAUCAUGAAAUAUAG